Polyodon spathula (Mississippi paddlefish) is the source of this 1269-nucleotide messenger RNA. Its product is annotated as gem-associated protein 8-like. The coding region runs from base 280 to 984 and encodes 234 amino acids. Lineage: Eukaryota; Metazoa; Chordata; Actinopteri; Acipenseriformes; Polyodontidae. Gene Ontology annotation, cellular component: SMN complex. Gene Ontology annotation, biological process: spliceosomal snRNP assembly. The record is from RefSeq and is a predicted model, not a curated record. The transcript is spliced from 4 exons.
UAUAUCUGAGGGCGGCGAUGGUAUUCCACAUGCUGAGUGUGAAUGGAUUUAUAUAUUCCUGGAGGCAUUUUCAUUUUUUUUUUUUUUUUUUUUUGGCAAAAACCCAUGGUAGUAUCCUGUACACUGCUUAUUAGUAUGCACAUUCAGUGCAGAUAUGUUGAAAGAUUAAAUACAAUAACAUUUGAUGAUGCGUCUUAGCCCUACAUGCUGGGUUAUUUCACAUGAAAUUCAUCUGGUGUAUGCCAAACUUUAAAAUCUAACAUUCAGUGAAGGAGAAUCAUGGAUGAAGCACCCCAUCAAGAAAGUGAUGCUUGGUAUAACCACCAAGUAUACUCCAGGUAUUGGCGUCAUUAUCAACAGGCCAUGAACUGGCAGUACAGACAUAAACAGGCUUAUAUAAAGGCACUAGAAGCUGUUUACUAUUCACUGUUCAAUCCACCACCACCUGCUGCACCUCAUUGCUAUUCUGACUGGAAUGAAUGUGAUAAUCCCAGUUCCAUGAGACAUUAUUCUGCACCCAGAGAGAGAAUGGACUGGGCAAAGCAGCAUGGGUGUAGGGAGCAGGAGAAGCACAAGGAGGAGUUGGAAACAAAGAGCGAAUCUGAAACGGAGAGUAAAGGGGACUCCGAGUCAGACAGCGAAAUAGAAUGUGACGUCAGUAACAUGGAGAUAACGGAGGAGCUCCGGCUGUACUUCGCACAGACUGAGAAACACAGGGAGGAGCUCAAGAAACAGCAGCAGCAGGAUGUAGAACGGCAGGAUACAUAUGUGUUGGCUGACCAUGAUUUGUACAGAGUUUCCGGUCGAAGUGCACAACCCCCAGUAGAGCGGCCUGGUGAGAGAAGAAUGGCCGAAAUGAAGAAACUCUAUGGGGAGGAUGCUGCUAAAAUCCAGGGCAUGGAGACAGCCAUGCAGCUCACUUUUGACAGAAACUGCGAUAAAAAGCAGCCAAAAUACUGGCCUGUCAUCCCCCUUAAACUAUAAAUCUAAUUUGACAUGAUGCUAAAUGAAAAAUGUCUUUUAUGAGUUAUGCAAAGCACUGUUCAUGUGGUUGCAUGUGAAUGACAGUAUUGUAUGUCAAUAACUGUUUGUUUUAAUGUGCUUUAUUGAAAAUGUCUGACCCUGUGACCCUUUUAUAUGACUCCAGAAUAGUGGUCUAGUUCAGAAAGAUUAAGGGUUUCAAACUGAAAUGUUUCCUGUUGCAUACUUUUUGUAUUUUCUCUAAAAUAAACAAAAUGUUUUUUAGUUCAGACCAAGUAUUUAUUUUUA